AUGGAUGAAGCAAAGGAUGCAUACUUCUGUCCACCCGCAACGCUUCCUGGUGACGUUCGACGUCAGGGCAUGAAACUCUCUAGCCUUAGCAUUGACCUCUUUACUGCAGGCUGCUUGAUUCAGAACACCUUAAAAAGAGUCUCAGAACCGUUAGCAGUCAGUGGCCGUAUCAACAUCGCUGAAAGUGUCAAUAUCCGCCGACCUGAACCGGCAAAACAACGAACUCGUGACUAA
This is a messenger RNA of Dibothriocephalus latus, 234 nucleotides long. The record is from the annotation of a GenBank genome assembly. Lineage: Eukaryota; Metazoa; Platyhelminthes; Cestoda; Diphyllobothriidea; Diphyllobothriidae.